AUUAUCAAGGUUUCUUAAAUUUCAUGUCAUAAACAUAAAAUUCAUAUUACAAAGAAAACCAGAAACCUAGAAAUCAGUUUAAACAACGAUGCGGAAGAUGAAAAAGAUCGACGUAGUUCUUGGAAUACAAUCUUUCGAGUCCGGGUCAGUUUCAUAUAGAAAAGAGAGCUCAGUAGGUUCCAAGCAUAGACCAGAAGUGGCGGUUCUAAACGGUGGUUUGCCGGAGAAGAGGCCGAAGACGGUGGUGAACAGUACCUUGAAUCCGCAGUGCUCGGUGAUACUUAAAGGACUGAUGAAACAUCCAUCUGUGGAUGCGGCUAAUGGUGAAAGAGUUUCAGCUUCUUCAAACAAAGCUCGCCUUCGCCGUGCUUCGAUGUUGAAAAGCCGAUUUGCAGACACCAUCUUCAAUGCACAACAGAAGAAGAUGGAGGCACUGAAUGUUGAUCCAUUAAUGGAAACGAAACAAGAAAAGAGAACAUCCAAAACAAGGCAGGUUGACAAAAAAGGAAAUUCCCUGGAAGCUGCCGGUGAUGAAGUGAAGGUGAAUGUUGAGUUGAAAAAGCGACGGGAAAGGGAUAGGAAAGUUGCUUGGAUCGCAUUAGAAAAGAUCGAAAACACUGCUGGGAUUCAACUUAAUUUAGAGGUUCAAAAGGAAUUCGAGAUUCUGAUGGGAUGUUUUUCGUCCUCGAAUUACCUCGGUGACGUCGAGAGUCCUACGGGUCGAAGAGUUCAUCAAUAAGUUCGGGAUUGCGGAUCCUUCACAUUCAUCUAUGGAAGACAAGUAUGUUCAGAUAUCGAGGAAGGUGAAAUAGUGUGUUAAACUUAUAGACGUAAAAUUUCAACAGAUUUUGAUAUGUUCAUAUUUUUUAUUAUAGGAUUAGGAUAUCUACCCUUUCCACUAUAUUAUUUAUGGUUUCUUUUCAAUUAUUUUAUAAUAUUUUAUUAAUUUUUUCCAUGUCAUUAAUACAUAAAUUUGAUAAUCUUUUUAUCUUAAACCUCGAAUCUUGAAUCUCGAACUCCAAAUUUAGAACCCAAAAUCUCGAUCUGGAAACCUCAAAUCUUAAACCCGAACCUUAAACCCUAAACCCAAUCUUAAACUUGAGUUCGGGUUCAGGUUUCGAGUUCAGAGUUCAAGGUAAAAAAAAAAUUACCAAAAUUAUGUAUCAAUGA
Gossypium raimondii (Peruvian cotton) is the source of this 1170-nucleotide messenger RNA. Its product is annotated as transcription factor GTE8-like. The coding region runs from base 89 to 739 and encodes 216 amino acids. The transcript is spliced from 2 exons. Lineage: Eukaryota; Viridiplantae; Streptophyta; Magnoliopsida; Malvales; Malvaceae. The record is from RefSeq and is a predicted model, not a curated record.